This is a messenger RNA of Rhagoletis pomonella (apple maggot), 9796 nucleotides long. RefSeq names its product protein unc-79 homolog (gene unc79). The transcript has 32 exons. The coding region runs from base 235 to 9549 and encodes 3104 amino acids. The record is from RefSeq and is a predicted model, not a curated record. Gene Ontology annotation, molecular function: protein binding. Lineage: Eukaryota; Metazoa; Arthropoda; Insecta; Diptera; Tephritidae.
CAGUGUAGCUCCGCGCUUUCAUCACUUUCACUGUAUAGAUAACUGCAAUUGCUGGAUACAUACACGCGAAAAUUUUCACUUGCAAACACUUUGGGUAGAGAUUUGGUUAGCUGCAGUGCGUUUGUUACGAAUACCUUUUGAAAAAUUGCAAAUUUAUUCAAAAAAUUAACAAAUUUCGAGAAUGCCAACUGCUUUGGGAGCGGCUUUGGCGAUGGGAAGGAUUUGCCUGAUAUAAUGUCUGAUACCUUCAAAAAUCAACUUGUCAACAUGGGCACUCGCGCAGCUGCUUUCCAAGCAAAAUUGCGAUGUCUCCACGAUUCGCAUGUACGCCUGCUACAAAAUACCCAACCCGCGCCCUCUGGCGUCGAUAUUGCUAACAAUAUCAAAUACUUUUCUCAAACCCUACUAACUGUCCUCAAAGAUGUACGCACCUCACCACAUGAACUUAUACGCGACCCCUCCGAGGAUCCCACACGCAUGUCAGCCUAUCCAAAUCUCGAAUACGGUAACCUUUAUAAUGCCCUAACAAUGCUUAUCGACGUGGCGCCGUGCAUACAAUAUGGACAAAUCGCGUUUGGAAAGGCUCUGUUGCAGUGUCUUUGCUGCAUACUACCUUUUCUCGAUAAGGAUUUAAUUGAUAAUUUACCCUAUUUGGCCAGCUCUACUAUGUCUGUACUACCACCAGCUCUACAUCAGGAUAUCGUUAAUGCACUAUGCUACUAUAUUUUACCAUUUACUAUAACCCGGCGGAGCGCUGACGAACAAGAAUGUCAGGCAUGUCAGGCUGUCUCUUCUGUCAUCAUGAUGGUUCUUCAGUACUCACAUAAUCCCGCACAUCAUUGCCAGCUACUAGAAUGCCUCAUGACUCUCAAGCACAACGUUGUAAAGGAUAUACUUUGUGUUAUUGCCUAUGGCACCGCUAUAUCACGCUCUUCUGCAGCCAAGCUACUAUUUUACUAUUGGCCAGCUUUCGAUCCCAAUUUGUUCGAUCGUAAAGUGUUGCUGUCGAAAUUAACAAACGAUAUGGUACCCUUUGUGUGUCAAUGCGAACAGUGUCCCAAUGCUGGCAAUGCGGAGGCGGCCAAAGUUUGCUUCGAUCACAGCAUCAGCAUCAGCUAUGCCCCUGAAUGUCCGCCCCCGCUGUAUCUCUGCAUAGAAUGCGCCAAUGAGAUCCAUCGCAAGCAUGCUAACCUCGGAUUCGGUGACAUUCUCCAUCCCAUGCAGCAAGUCUCCAUGGUAUGUGAGAAUAAGAAUUGCCGCUCCACCGACAAGGCAGCCUUCUCGAUCUGUUUCUCCACCGAGUGUGCCAGCUAUAAUGGAAACCACCCGAUACGUUACUGCGCGCAAUGUCACAGCAAUCGACACAAUUCGCGACGCGGUGGCGAUCAUGUGGUGCAUCGUAGUCUCCAAAUCAUCUGGCAGAUGGAUCCCGAGAUUCAGAUGCAUAUGGUGGAGUCCGUGAUUAGUUUGCUACGCGAGGCUAAGCCGCUCAAUUUUGAGCCCGGCAAGGAUGGUUCGGAUGCGAAGAAGAACGGUGGCAACGGCACACCAGACACCAUAUCGCUGGAAGAGCGACAAAUGUUGGGUCGCUAUGGCAUUUGGUUGUUGGUGGGCCGCUGCACGCCGACACCCGAAAUGCCAGUCGAGGUGCUGGGACGCAUACUGAGUAUGCUGUUCCAUUGGUUCCACGUGACUGCGUGCUCGUAUGAUGUGGCUAGUCAAAUUGAGAGCACCAUCGAGAAGCUUAAGGUAGAGCAUGUCUGCAAUUGGUUGAAAGAGAUUUGCCGCAUACAUUACAAUGUUUUCAUCUCCUGCCUGCUACCACAUCCACCAGAGUACGCACGCGUGGGCGGACAUUGGGAGACGUUAGCUUCGCGUACCAGUCAUCUCAAAGAGGGCUUACAGCGUCUCAUCUGCUUGGUGCCCUAUGAAGUUAUUACUUCUGAAAUCUGGGACUAUGUCAUGCCACACUGGAUGGAAGCUAUCACCAACGAUGUAGGCGAAAAGGAGCUACAUGAACUGAAAAUUGUGCUGAGUAAAAUACUUGAUCCCGAAAUGUCGCCACUCGGCUUUGACGCCAAAACCAUGUACAACUUUGUGGCCAUACGCUUCGAAAAAACGACUGCAAAGGUCCAACAGCAAGCCUUGCAUUGGUUACAGAUACUCACAAAGCUGGGCAUUCUUAUACCGCUGGUGCAGUUGUUCGCCAUGUUCGGCGACGGUGUACGCAUCAUGAAAUAUGGCGUUCAACAUGAGCUAAUGCGCGAGAAGGAGGGUCAGGCUAAGAGCCCAAAGACACCAUCAAAGGAGCAGAAGAAUGAAUUGGGCAAUCCACCACGACGUAGCUCGAUUUCUCCCGUUGUCGAAGAUGAUUCGGGCAACACAUCCGCCAUUUCUGACGAUGAAGCACCUACUAAUCGACACACGGAAUUCUCUACCGAUGCCGAACAUAAUCUCACUUGCUGCAUUCUAAUGUUGGAUAUAUUGUUGAAGCAAAUGGAGCUGCAGGAUGUCGAACAGCACAUGGGCAUACACACUAGCGUUUGCGAGAAUGUUUCACGCUUGAUUAAGUGCAUGGUCACAGCGGCACGUGUGGGUCUGAGCAGUCACGUUUGCUCACUUAAGGUGGCUGAAUGUGCUUACUGCGAAGCAUCCAUCAUGUGGCACCAACUAUCUACCAAAUUGGUACAAUUCAUGGCACCACUUAAUCCAGUUCGACCCCCAGAUGUUCCAAUUGAAGAUAUCAUCGAAGAGGAAAAAUCCUCACGUAAAAGUCCGCCCGAAAGUGAUAAGGAGAAAUCACGUGAUCGCGAUAUAUCGCUUUCAAUGGCGCCAUUGCCCAUACCAUUGGGUCCACUAGGCGGUUUUGCAGACAUCUUAAAGCUAGAUCAAUUCUUUUCAGACGAUGGGAAAAUUAUAAUUAUGGCAGGACCAGUGCCAGUUGCAGUGCCACAGCCGGAACCACACUCCGUGGGCGGAGUGCUCGUACAUAUGCCGCACGUUUGUUCCAAUAACGAUAAUGGGCAUUCAGUUGAUAGUAUUGAAUUGAGAAAAGUUCACGCCACAGACGAGAUUAUGACCGCCACAGUGGAGACGGUUUCCGAGCAAUUGGAUCUGGCUUCCAUUUUGCCUGCGGAUAGAGCUAUAGCACGUUCUAUAACGCUCUCCGAUGCAGACGUAGGUAGCGCCAAUGUAAGUGUAACCAAGGCAUCGGUUAUUGGAGAGAAUGGCGGUGCAAAUGGCAGUACUGGUGGUGGAGUUGGUGAAAAUGGCAGCGUAUCGGAUGAUGAGGACGAUGAAGAAGAUGGCGAAGAUUUUUGGCAUACAUCGGUUGGUAAAUUUAAAUUUACCUUAGAUCAAUUGCCACAACCUCUACAGUACAUACAUCAACUUUUGACGGAAAUUCCUACUAUCAAGAAACCGGAAAUUCUCUAUUAUAUACUACAAUGUCUCAAUGUAAUGACACUACAUGGCGAUGCUUUGGCUAAAGCAGCACGCGAGCAUCGUGGCUUUUUCAUAUGGUGCCAAGAAAAUUUAUUAAUUAAAAACCUCUGGGAACUUUGCAACGCCGAGCAUUCGCACAUUUGUCAGGCUGGCGUACCACUACUACUCCAUUGCAUAACCCUACCACUGGGUUCGGACGUAUUUUGGCGUGUCGUGCAGGAGGCCUUUCACGACACCGACUGGCGUGUACGAUUCACAGCAGUGGAGCGAGUCACCGUAAUUACACGUUUCAUGGACUCGACCCCAUUGCGCACCGAAGUCGGACUGCAGACGGCGCUCGCUACGGCAUUCUGUCAUCUGAUCGCCAGCAUGGACGACAUCAAUGUGUAUGUAGCGCAGCGGGCGACGCUCUAUAUUGGAACCAUACAUGACAUGGCAAUUCGGUCACUACUCUUCUGCUUGGAAUCGCAAUUCGAUUUGUUCAUCGUGGAUCGUCCGGUAGUUUUACAAUCUGUCUAUCAGCUACAUAAUUCGCUAUCCGAUCGCAGAAUUCUCACUUGGGAAUUCUUUUUGAAUCGUUUCGACACGUUAUUUGUAGAGGCGCAAAUUAAUUUGGAGAAAUGCGGCGAUAUUUCGUACCUACGCGAUUUACGUAAUUCCGAGAAUGGCAGUGAGGCACUAUCGUCCAAGAUAUUGAAAGCGCGUGAGGCGCUAAGUCAAUCGGAUACCAGCGGCAGCAUGGCCAAAACGCUUAGUGCUUCAUUUGGUACCAAGUGGCCGUACAAGCGUACAAUGUCUGCACCUGCGAGCAUGAUACCACGACAGGAUUCCAAAUUUGUUCCAGAAAAGGAGAAAAUCUACAGUCGACAAAUAUCAGCGCCUAUACUCAAGCGGAAGACAUCACGUUUCGGUUUGGGUCAGUUUUUAGGCUCUAGCGGCAACCAUGCCAAUGUUACUAGUCAUAGUUAUGCAACCACACAACACCAUAAUCGCGCCGGUCACGCCCACUCCCAUCCAUAUGCCCAUCCACACUCCUCACAACCAACCGCUUCGUCCAAACAACAUUCUUUUGUCUCUGCCACCACGCACCAUUGCCCUGUCCACAAUCCCACUCAAUCCACUACUACAAUCACCGCCACUACCACCACAUCCGCUCCUCAUAGCCACUUCUUCUUCUCCUCCCAUUCACCAUCCAUAUCCACCACCACUUUUGCCGCGCAUUUUGCGCAUUUCACCAGUAGUAGUGCACAUCCGCCAUCAACAUCCCAACCACAAUCAGUAGCUACAAUCUCAACGUUAGCCUCCUCCGCAUCUCAUAGUCAGAGUCAUCAGUAUUUAGUGCAUUGCGUAGCGCCUACACCUAGUCAAACGUUUACAGCACACAGUCCAAUGCCGACGUUGCGUGAAGCUGAGCCGCCGCAAUCGAGUGCGCAAAUGUUGUCAACACAAAAAUCGUCACUACCACCACACCAGCCGCAUCACGCCUCCUUUCAUUCACACUUCCAGAAACAUCCCUCCGCACCUAAUCUCUUGCCGCCGCCAUCUGUUACAGCGGUGCCUAGUCCCAGUCUCACGGCUUCAGUCAAUCCGCUACUCCAUUGCACGUGUGACACUGGUGGCGGCGCUACAGGUGCCAGCGGUAUUGGUGGUGGUGGAAGUGGUGUUGGUGGUAGUGGCUUCGGUGGUGGCGGCGGCACCGCCACUAAUGCGCCUACAUCGGCACACCAAGACGGUCAUAUUCACUCGCUAGGCGGCAUUAAUGAUGACAACCUUAUCGGCCUGCUGAGCCGCAUUACCGAGCUGGAGGAAUCCGAUCGUGAAACCAUACAUCUGCUGGUUUUCUUGCUUAUGCAGUUUAUGUCACGCACCGAUCAGGCAUUCCCCUCGGAAGAUAAACCCAUCUCCAAGACGCAAAAUAUUGUGCUCAAACAUUUAUUUUUGCUUCUGGGUCACAAUCAGAUCGACAAGACUUUCCACACAACACCGGAGAAUCUACGCGCUUCGGCAGUUUUCAAUGCUUUUCUUGCUAAUCUACCACAAGUAUUGGAUCAAAAUCACUUGAUCGGCGGUCUUAUACUUCCCUCGGUUAUGCAGAUCAUAUUGUAUGCGCCUAAUCCUAGUAACACGGCUGCCGAUUGCUACCAAAAUUUGGUGUUCAACUACUCGCUUUGGUAUUUGGAACAAUAUCCACGUCGUAAUUGGAUGCUUACCAUUCUUGUGGUGCUCUACAAGUAUUCAUAUACCCAGCCUCCGCAUAGUGCCUAUGUCAUUUCGGCUAUGCGCAUGGUUAUGAACAGUUUGCGCAACCAUUUCCAUCAAUGUCGUCGCAUACCGACUACUACCAUAUUGGACAUACAAGGCACAUCGCGUUCGCGCGACGUUAGUCAACCCUCGCUGGGCACAGAUCCCGAUGAUAAGGAUCCCAGUCCACCGGCCAGUCCAAUGUUUCCCUCGGAGGGCACAAGCGCAGCCUCUAAGAGCAAGGGACAGAAUGUGGCUUUUACACCGAAACUACAGCACGCAUUCCGCAAGUAUAAUGACUCCAGCCUAGAGGCCGAUGAAACGGAAUCGGAACUGGUUGCGAUACCUGAAAGUGAUUUGUCAGAUAGCACUUUGCAUGGCAGCAGCGCGCCGGGUUCAUUUGAUGAUACCGUGCACUUCGAAGAAACACCGCUUGGUAAGGCAGAUAUGCAGAGAGUACGCGGCCCGCGUGCAAUCGAGUAUGAAGAGAAAACCAUGAAGCCACAUCACAAGUCCAUGAUUACUACCAAAACCGGCGACACUUACACAACAAAAAUUAGAACAUCGGGUGCACAAGAAGCCGUUAGCACCACAGUCGUUACCACGCAUGCGCGUCAUAGUUUACAGGAGGGCGUACGCAUGAUCGUUACUCCGCUAGUGGGCGCCGAUACCGCUGCCGAGACGGCUAUUGUCAGUCCACCCGUUGAUGUGCACCGCGCCAUCACAGUGCGCAAUAAGUCACUUGAGACUGCAGCCGCCUCGACAUCGAAGAUGUUUGCCGCGAUUGCCACGAAUCAUUUGAAAGCUUUGGGCGCCCUGCAAGAUAUACAAACCAAGUCUAGCGAUAGUAACUCGAAGUCGCUAACAUCCAGCAAUGGUAAUCGAUCGACCAAUAGCAGCACUGAGAGCUCAGACAAGCGACAACAACAACAACAACAACAACAGCCAUGCACUUCACAACAAACACAAUUGCAGCAACAACAGCAGCAGCAUCAGGCUGCUACUUCCAAGAAGCCAAUUGGUCGCCACAAGACCAUCGUGGAAUGCAGUGCUGGCACUUCUUCUUCAUCUACAGGCACCGAUGACUCGCGUCUCAGCGCAAAUCACAAGAAACCCACGGGAAAAUCGCUAAAACGCUCCGAUAAAGCAUACGGUUCCCCCGAUUCGCCACUCUCCAAAAUGAGUGUCAUGCCUAAUCCAGUCGAUGAGAUGGACGCCGCCAAGCUGCCUGCACCGAAAAGUAUAGCCGCACUCGAAAUACCCACACCAGAACGUUUAUUACCGAUUGGCACACACGAGUCUGUUGGUGGCUUGGUUGAUCGCUUGCGCGAGGGUCUCAAUAUACCAGACAUCAGUCACCUCAAACAGGACAGCCUCGAUGUGUCUGAGAGCACCAAGGAUGAUGUGACGCCCAGCAGUCGUACCACAUCACCACGUCGCCUCAUUAAACAGGUGGCACUCGAAUCGCCACCAAAUGCAAGCGGCGCAGGACAACAAGAUCUACACUCUUCGAUAUUAAGGAGCGUCACACAGGAAGUUAAACCCGCCAUUAGCGUUGCGGCUGCUACAAGUGCGGGUGGAAUGCAUGCAGCGGGUAAACCAGAGCCACCAAAACGUCCACGUCAGAAAUUGGCACCCUUCAAUGUCGAUGCUAGCGCUAUACCAGACAUACGCUCACGUUUUGCUGGUGCAUGGCCGCCACCACCUUAUCAGCCGCCAGAAGAGCUGGACGACGAUGCGGAAGAAAGUAAUGAGAACGGUAAUGGACAUAGUAGUGCAGCAGCGCAACCGAAUCGUGUGAGUACACGCCGAGUUGGUGAUUAUACAAUUUGUGAUCGUUGCACUGAUUGUGGUGCCCUCAUCGAGGAAUAUACUGAUGAAGAUAUUGGCAUAUUAAUUGUCAUACUCGGCACAUUCAUACAUCGUGAACCGGCAAUGGCAGCACCAUUUCUACCAGAGAUAUUAACGCUCACAUCAAGAAUCUGCUUAACAUCCACACACUCCUGGCAGGGCGAGAAUGGACCAGCACUGGUUUGCAGCGCACAAGCUGUGUCCCUACAAUUCAUACGUUGCGUGCUACAUCAAUUGGCGCCCAACGGCAUCUUCCUGCAAAUCUUCCAAACGCAAGUAAAAAUGAAAGUGCGUCACAACUCAUUCCGCAGCAUUGCUCGCGCACUGCAGGACUUCCAGGAGCUCAACGCCACACAUCCUAUUUAUAUGGUAUGCGAAUCGUUGCAAUCCAAAAAAUCGCUACCGAUCGAGCAGCUGCCAGUAAUCUUCCGCAACAUGGCCGAGUAUUUGCACUGUGUGCCCACAGAGCUGACCACUGGACCGGGUGUAUGGCAGCAGGCCAUGCAAGCGAUGGAAUCGCUGCUGCGGCAAGUCAUUGUAUUGCUACCAAAUCUGGGCAAUCCAGAACAUUUGCUCGACAUAAUGGUGGCCACACUGAAGCUGAACAUUGUGCCAAAAACAUUGCUGGAUCCCUACUCAAAAAUAAUUGGCUUUUGCGUGCAGAAUACAAAUUUGGAAUACAAUACCAUAUACGAGCUCUGUACGUUGAAUAUGCGUUCGUUUUCGAAGGAUCGCGACAAAAUGCUACUUUGUCGACAAUUGAUUUUCGAAUUUGUGCAAGCCUUGAAAUUCAAAACUAACAUUCCCGAUAAUAAUUUGCUGAUGAUCAUUGGGUUCGUGUUGCACGAUGCUGGUGGUACGCUGCCGCCUGGCACACUAGCUGGAUUGCCGGAGACCGCACCACCGUUGAACACUAAUGCGGCAGAUUGCAUGCGACAGUAUGUAAAUGAUGUAAUUGAUUUUCUGGCGGACUUUCAUACGCUGAGCAAAAUCAAAAACUUCAAAAAUGGACACGUCCAAAACGGCCUAGGCGAAGAUACGCUGGGUGGCGUAUUGAAGGGUGCAGUUGCACAAUAUCUGGCACUGGAGAUGUCGCGCGGCAAUACACGCGACAACAAAAGCAGCUCGCGUUAUCUGCCUUGGCUCAAUAAUGCGCCCUCAUCGCUGCAGCAGGGUCCUAAAGAGUUCACCGAAUGCGUUGGCCAUAUGCGCCUACUCUCGUGGCUGUUGCUUGGCUCGCUGACACACCUAGCGCUGACUCAACGCCGCCACGAACAUCAUACCACACCCAUGCCGCCACAGCAGGUGCCACCCACUGUGCCACCAGCCGCAGUACACUAUCAGCAUCAUCAUCAACAGCCCAGCGCCGCAGCGCCCAUUGCCAUGCCAGUCUCACAGGAGUCCUCUUGCCACAUUGCCGAUCAUAUUCAAGUUAUUUUCGCUGGCUUUGCUGAGCAAUCGAAGACUUCGGUGCUCCAUAUGUCAUCACUUUUUCACGCCUUCACGCUGUGUCAAUUGUGGACCGUGUAUUUGGAGCAUAUCGCGCGUACCGCCAGCAAUGCGGAGGGCAAUACGAUGGGAGUACUAUUUGAAUUUUGGGCUAAGGUUACGCCGUGUAUAUUACAGCUGGUUUCGCAUGCGCGCCCAUCGAAUCAGAGUACUGGUGCUGGUGUUGGAGGUGGCGGUAUUGCUGAUUUUACACAAAACCCAAAUGCGAAGCUUUCCGAAAUGGUGAAUCUUCACUUUCUUAGCCUACUCGAGGCGCUCAAAGAAACAAACUCUACCAUAUUAGGCAAACUUUUGCCACUUUGGAGUCCUGUCUUGUCCUCGCAAACCCAGCUAUCCGACACUCUACACGUACGCCUACAAAACGUUCGCGAUUAUGCACCAAACUACGAGGAACAACAGACUCAUCCCUCGGAUGCAUUACUAAAAUGGCUGCAGCGACUACAAUUCAAAAUGGGUCAGAUCGAACUACAAGCAUCCACAGCCACACAAUUUUAUUCAAUUUAAGAUAUACUAUGCAUGUACGAAUGAUUUAUGAUGUAUUAGAAAUUUUACAAAUUUGUGUACUUUAUCGUGGGACGAAAGCACAGCUUUCAACAAAAUAAGUAUUUACGUGUAAAAACACCACCUUUUAAGCUUGAAUGUUAUACAAAUGUCUCAAGAACUCAACAUAUGUAGGUGUGUGGUUAAUUGUUGAACCAUGUCGUUAAUAGUAAGUAGUUCGACUAAUAAAUUAACAUCCAAAUAAUCAGAA